Molecule: messenger RNA, 5648 nt
Organism: Pectinophora gossypiella (pink bollworm)
Lineage: Eukaryota; Metazoa; Arthropoda; Insecta; Lepidoptera; Gelechiidae
Gene: Cep164
Exons: 21
Coding region: 160-4167 (1335 amino acids)
Molecular function (GO): protein binding
Source: RefSeq, a predicted model, not a curated record
CUCAAAAACUUCGUAAAAUUUUCUCGGCGUUUUUCCUAUUGUAGUUUUGUAGGAGAAGAUAAAUUAUUAUAGAAAUAAUGAAUUUAGUGACAGUAAUACACGUUCCCCUUAGUUACGAUAAGCUGUGUUUGUUUGUAGUGAAAUAAAAUGUAAAUCACUAUGAGUUCUCCGUCGGCCGUGGUUUGUCGCGAGAUUUUUGAUGAAAACAGCCAGCCCUCGGCUGAAGAAAUCUCAGAAUAUGCCCAACAGCUGGGCAUUGACCCUGAAAGCGAGAGCCACCUACUACCCUUGGCCAAAGAUGGCCUUAUGCAAGCCUUGCCUGCACCUUGGAAGGCUUACUUCGACGAGAAACUCCAAACACACUACUACUACAAUGAAGACACUAAGAGAACGCAGUGGGAUCACCCUCUAGACAAUGUUUACCGGGAGCUGGUUAAGAAGGCGCGCGACGCGUCCAUACACGACGACACUUGCGCUUCUGUGCAGGAACUCCUCACAUCGGAAGAGAACACGAAACAGCUCGAACGCGUCGAGACCAAAGUGGAAAGCGAUGAUGACGACCUCACAACAGACAGUGAGAACCAAGGGUCAGACGUUAAGGAGAACCCUACACUAGUACCGAAGCGCCUAGCUCCCUUAGGACGACCCCCACUAGCUCCAUCACUAAAUAGACUAGAGAGAAGAUUCGCAGAGCUAAAAAUAAAUUCUCUAAAACGAGGCGGUGAUGGAGAUGGUAUAUAUAAACCGCUAGUUAGAAAUACAUCAGAUCGAGAUAUUCUAAGCAGACCAUUGGAAAGACCAAAAAUGCUAUUCAAGCAGCAAUCAGAGAUAAUAGACUUGAAGAUGCAUGUGUUGACUAGUCCUGAAGAGGAGAAUUUUAGUCCUUUACUGAGUAGUGCCAAAAUUGAAAGGGGGUUGUCGUUGCAAGGUAAAGGCAACCAAUUCUUCCGUAUAUCCAAAUCAGACCUUCCGAGUCCUGAUACGGAAAAGUCUUUGCCUCUAGACUCUGCCACCAAGAGCGACCCACCCAAAGGGAUCCUUCGGGAGAAAUUUACAGACAGCUUUCAUAGAAAAGCUGACAGCUUUCUUCUUGGAAGGCCGAAGCAGAGUGCUAGUCUUGAUGAGGACAGGAAGAGUGUCAGAUUCAAGCUAGAAAAUCUACCAGAGCCGACAAUAAGUCCAGGCUCAAACAGCUCGUCGGAGCAAAAUGAGCAGAACUCCAUAGCAUCAGCGCCCUCUAUGCCUGCCCCCAUCCCCUCUUUACCAUCCCCGCUCAUCCCCUCCUCCCCGCUUGUCCCCUCAUCCCCCGUGUCAUCCCCGCCCGCCAUCAACCCUCAUACGAUAAUCUUGUCCCCGCUUGCUAGUCGACCACCACUACCUCCAAGGCCUGUUGAUAGUCCCAGAGAGGCGAAGAGUAUUUCGGGGUCUGAUAGAGAAUCUUUAGAAAGUGACCGCGGCACCUCCCCCAGGCGGCGCGUGGUUCGCCCCCCAGCAGCAGACUACAUCAAACCGGACCUCUUCCAGAAGAAUUUCCAGAAGAUAUCCGACUUAGUCCGCCCUGGAGACAUCGAGCCGGUUGACAGGGUCCAUCUUGAGGAACCCGUCGAUAAGGAGGUUAGGCCUAGAUCACCGAUGAUACCUCAACAGAAAAACAAAAUUUCUAUCAACCUGAUGGAAAGCAUAGAGUCUGAAACCUCCAUAGAUUCGCCUGAUAAGGAAUUUGUUAAUUUAGACCUGAACGAUCUUGACGAGUCUAACGAUACUAAUGAUCAGAAGAAAGAAGAAGACAAAGAGGAGAAUAAAGACAGUUCUAGACUGGAGGAUAAUUCUGACAAAACUAGCAAUUCUAAGACAUCGAUGUCUACACAGAAUAAGUCGCCGUUAGCAGAUAAUAUUUCAAUACCGCAAAUCAAAGUUCCUAAACUUGAUCUAGCUCAAAAACUGAAAUUACACUCGGAUUCCGACGACUCCAAGAAAGUUGAAGAGCCUAAAAUCUCCAAGUCAGAAAGCAUUGAAGCCAAACCGCCACAACUCAAAGUUUCUCCUACGCCCAGCUUAGGGUCAGAACUUAGGUCUCCCAGAUACGACUUCAAUAAACCUUGGUGCAGUCCUCUAUCCACAUUCAAGCCUUUAAACAAAGCUGUUAUUGCUCCUUUGAAAUCGUCAGAUUCGGCUUCAAGUCUCGGUAAAGGACUGACUAGUCCUAGAUUAGACGGAGUUAUACUAUCUCAAGGAAAGUCCAGUUCUGACAAUGUAGUUGUUGUGUAUCAAUUUGAAAAUGUAAAUCAAGAAGAAUCAUUUACAAAGCCUAUCAAAUCUCCAUUGAUCCCUGAUACUGCAGCUAGAGAUAUGAUAGAAAGGAAUAAAGUAGAUGAAAGAAGAAGAUUAGAGUUGUCUUUACAGAAAGAGUUAGAGACUAUAAGAGUAGAGUGGUGUGCCAAAGAAAGAAGAAUGAGAGCGGAGUUACAAGAAGAGUUGAGAGAGGCGGAAGAGAAGUUUUUGGCGGAGAAAAAGAUUAGGUUAUCGGAUCAAGCAGAACGGCACAAAAGAGAAAUGGAAGAGGCAUUAGAACUAGCAGAACGCAAUCACCAGGAUGCGAUACAAAGCUUUAAUAAGGAGAUGGAAGAGCGACGAAGGCGAGAUAUCGACACGGCGGAGCGGCGACACGCAGAAGACAUGAGGAAGCUUCAAGACCAGUUUCAAACUAGACUCGCUGACAAACGAAAAGAAUUUGAAAUAGAAAACGAGCGGGCGCUAUCUGAACUGACGGUACAAAUGCAAGCUAGUUUUCAUCGCGAGCGCACCCGCCUAGCCGAAGAGAACAGAGUGACCGUACAAGCGCUGCGAGAAGAACAUGCCGCUAGAAUUGCUGACCUUAGAACUGAUUACAGAGCUGAGGUGGAUCGGCUGCGCACACAGCACGCGUGCCACCUGGAGGAGCUGCGAGCGCGCCUGGCCAGCGAGCGAGCCGCGCCGCGACACGAGGAACGCGCGCUCGCUGACAAGUAUAAGUGCUUGAAGGAGAAGUACGCCCGGCUCAAACAUGAUGUUAAGAUGUCGAUAGAACGCCGGAAUAAACGGCGAGAAAUGAGCAUGACCACUGGAUCGGAGACUGAAAAAUCUAACUCACAUAAGGCUACACAGUCGCUUGAAAGAUGCAAAGAAUUGAAUGAGACAUCAGUAAGUGCGGUCAUAGAGCCAGAGCCAAGAGUUCGUGUGAACAACAACACGAACAAAUAUAACGACAACGAGACAUCACACUCUGAGAGCAAUGCACAGAAAUCUUAUGAUAACAACAACGACGACUGGCGACUGAGGAGAGAGAACACGGUUCCACCAGCGGCCGCAAGUCAGCCGCAAUCAAAGCGGCCUCAUCGCCGCGCGGCCGUGGCUUUCCGCGAGCCUCUAUCGCGGUCCCGCGAGCGCGACAGAGACGGAGCCAUAACGACCGACUAUCAAGAUUCUUCUGACGCGACCACAGCAGAUGAGAAGCCCAAAGAACCUAUUAACGGACACGGACGACGCAGAUGUUUUACAAGAUUAAAAUCGGCUUCAACGUCAAGACUUAAUUAUUCUCCCAAACGCGGCGAAGGUUGGUCGAGUCCUUUAGAGUCACUACGUCAACAGCUGCGUAAGUUAGAUGACCUGGAAGAUCAGUUCCCGGACCUGGCCUGCCAACCUUCGUACAGCCUCAGAUACCCUUUUGCUGAAUUAGGGCCAGUGACCCGUGCAGACACUCCAGAACUAGAGUUCGUGCGUCAUCGUGCGCUAGUCGAGAGGGAGGGCAUGCGGCGAGCGCGGGCCGUGUUGAAGAGACGUCGCGCCGCGCUGAGAGAGAGCCGCAAUGAACUAUCCCCACACCGCGCGCCCAGCGAAGCAACAACAAGCGAAGCAUCAUCUGGGAGCGAAGCAGCAGUGGAGGCUGAAGCAACGGGCGCAGUGCUUCGCUCACUUCGGGCGCUGCAUGCUGACGUGAGGGAUAUAUGGCGCGCUUUGGAAGUACGACCGCGAACUGUGUCACCUGAAACGAGCUCGGCCAACGCACCGACGACGUCGCAGACUCGAAUGACAUUAUCAGCUCCCGAACCAGCAAUGCAAGACCACUCAGACGGAAGUGUGACAGAAAGGGCAAGGGGACUACGUGCGUGGCUGCAAACUACACCUUAACUUGAAGCAAUAACUACUAUUUUCACUUUGAAAUAUAAUAAGUAUUUAAAAAAAGAAUACAUUCAGCUUCAUCAUUACAUGCGUAAGUCGCAAAACCUGAAAAAAAAAGUUUUUUACUUUUUAUUCUUCAGCGCUCUUUUGUUUUUGUUUAUAUUAAAAAAUCGUAUGGUAACCAGUGAUACGAUGAUAUGUAAUACUUAAUAUAUUUCAAAUACACUUCAGCCGAAAACUUUAAUAGGUAAGUGUAGCUUCUUUACGAAGUUUUUGACUUAAUUAACAAGUGUGCUAUACUUUCGCACAAAUUUACCAUACAACCCGUGUUAUUCGAAGCAAAAUUUGUAUUGUAUUGUAGUUUAUCAUCGUUGUUAGAAGAUGCAUGAAAUAUUAAUUCUGUAAGAAACUACCCGCGUACCUGCGACUUCGUCAAGAACUCACGUCAAAAGGGACUUUUUAAUUUUAGAUUUGCGUCGUUACGGGCACUUUGGCACCAUGGCUCUUUAACUUUUUUUACAAAUUGAGCUGUAAGUCUCACUAAAUGUUAAAUAUGUAAGUGCGACAGGGUUUUAUAGUGGGUACGUGACUAUACGUGUGACUGUGAUUCUUGUGAUUCGGGGGACACUUCCAUUAUAAAAGUCAGCUUUAUGCGUAUAGCCUCACGAUUGCAAUUUCCUAUCGUGCGAAUCUGGUACCGAGUAAGAAAUGUUUACUUCUGGAAUAGGAGGUGUAAGUUAUUACAUUAUUAAUAUUUCAUGUGUUACGGACUAACAGACAUUAAGAACUAUGUAACUGAACAUUCCGAAAUUUGACUCACAUUAUACGUAUAAUAAAUGUUUUUAAAUUUUGUAUAGUUAGAAAAAAAAAUGUUUAUAAAAUACAGUGGAUCUCAAACUGCUCUCUACGUUAUUAAGAAUAGUUGAAUUUUGUAUUCAAGUUUGACACUUUUUGUAUGUUACGAACUUUUUUAGAAUUACUGUUACUACUUUAUUUGCUCACCAGAUGGCGAUAUCGUACAUAGACAUACUUUGAGAUAUGCUGGAGUGUGAGCGAGAUAGAGCAUGAUAUUAUUUCUUACUCUGUCUCUCGCGCGUAACCUAUUGUCUCUAGCGUUCGUAACGUUAUUAUGACGUGCCUCUGGCUAUAAGGUUAGAAUGACAAUAGGGUAGUUGAAUAUUUUUUUUCCUUUUCGUCCAUCUACUCGUGUGAAAAUCCUGAAGAUUAGGCUGAAAUCUAUUUUCAUUAACUUGUCUAACACCGUUGAUAUUAAAAGUUAAAUUCUGUUGGGGAAUGCUCAACAGUAAAAUAGUAUUUGUGUGGUAGCUGAUUGCAGCUUUUAUUGCAUUCGGAACGGAUGAUGUCACGCGUUCCUAUUGCCAUUUGUAACAAUUUUAUUUUCCAACGUAUUUCAAUUCUGUUUUCACAUUUGGCUAUCUAUUUAUAUCUAUACGUGUAAGUUUUGGUACUUAGGGGCCGUCCAUUAAUCA